GAUAAUUACAGUUCACUAUUUACACUUGAAGCACGUUUCGUCCUCAGAAGCACCAUGAGUGAUGUUGAGGUAAUAAUAUCUGCUGAAAAUCAGAAUAUAAACACGAAAUAUAAAUUAACUACGACUGGGGCAACAAUAUUAGGAAUAUCAGGUGCGAUAGCAGUGGGUUUCUAUGCGGUGGUGACACCUUUCUUGUCUCCAGCUCUUCGUAAAGUGUGCCUUCCGUUCGUCCCAGCAACCACGACUCAAGUUCAAAAUGUGAUGAGGGCAUUAAGAGGCUCAAGUGGUGGGACCUUACUUGACAUUGGCAGUGGUGACGGUCGCAUUGUGUUAGAAGCAGCAAAGCAUGGUUUCAAGGCGACAGGCGUUGAGCUCAAUAUCUGGUUGGUGCUCUACUCUAAAUUUAGGUCAUGGCGACUGGGAUUGAACCAACGAGUUGGUUUUGUAAGGCAGGACUUGUGGAAGACUGAUUUGUCAGAGUUUGAUAACAUUGUAAUCUUUGGAGUGGAACAAAUGAUGAUGCCACUAAAAGAGAAACUAAAUAAAGAAAUGGACUGCAGCAUGUCUGUUGUGGCCUGCAGAUUUCCUUUUCCUGAUUGGGAACCAUACCAAACUAUAGGAACUGGCAUUGAUACAGUGUGGCUUUACAGAAAAUCUUCUUCACCCAGCAUGAAAGAACACAGCAAUGAAGACUUGAAGAUGGAAAGAUGACUUGCAAACCACGAUUAUACUGAAGCAAUUUGAAACUAACAAGUUCCAAACCAAGACAACACAUCCAUCUCCUCUGGUCAGUCACCUUCUUUAUCAUAUUGAAGGCCUCCCUUGUGGUAGUUGAGUGAUGUAUAACGAUUACUUCCAGUUGAGGUAAAUGUUUCAUUACGAAUGAAAUCAUUAUUUGGUCACAGACCAUUUUACUGGACAGGAGAAACCAGUUUUAGUCACUGGCCAAUGAGAAAUAAACAAAGUUCUUCACUUUGCAGCUACCCUUCACAUUGAAAGCAUUUGUAAGCUGGAUCGUCACAGCAUAUAUACACAGAUGUGCAGAUUCACUUGUAUAUACAUCUGUUCCUGUAUACACACCUCAUUCUCAAACACAUCCCUUGUAUAUAUUCCCACAGUAUACAUGUAAACUAAUCGUGCUUUCCCUUACAACACUAGUAGUAGAAGAAAGUUCUCCAGACAUUCUGCUGUUAGUCAAUAUUGAACCAGGUUAAAUUACAUGGCUUACUUGGUCAAAACAAACAUUUUAUGUGGAAGCUUUUUUUACCAGCCACAUUAUUUUACCACAUUGACUGGUCAAUCAAUGACCAACAGCAAGCAAUAAAAAAAAUAUUUCAGUCAGUUUUUCCUGCAGAUUAAAAUCUAUUUCUAUAAACUUGUACUCUAUAUUUUACUAAAUUACCACAUCUUUUUCUUGUCUUGCAAAUAACUUGGUGACCUCACCAUUAUCAGUGACGCAAGAAAAUAUAUACAAGAGUAGAUAGACAGCCGACAACUAAUGAACUGCUGUCUCUUAGAGUUGAUUCAUCCAUUUGUAAUGGGAAUUUUCUUGAUUUCAGCUUUUCAACAAGUUGUGUUACAAUAUCUUUACUCAUUUCAUCUAUUCUUCUACUAACAGUAUUGUUACUGAGUAGCAUGGCUUGAACCACUUUGUCAUCUUUUUCCAGGACUGUUUUAAAAAAUGCUGAUAUUGAUGGUUUAAUAAAAUCCUCUGCAAUAGUA
This is a messenger RNA of Octopus bimaculoides (California two-spot octopus), 1722 nucleotides long. RefSeq names its product ATP synthase subunit C lysine N-methyltransferase. Gene Ontology annotation, molecular function: protein-lysine N-methyltransferase activity. NCBI's taxonomy places the organism in Eukaryota, Metazoa, Mollusca, Cephalopoda, Octopoda, Octopodidae. Gene Ontology annotation, cellular component: mitochondrion. The record is from RefSeq and is a predicted model, not a curated record. Gene Ontology annotation, biological process: positive regulation of proton-transporting ATP synthase activity, rotational mechanism; regulation of mitochondrial ATP synthesis coupled proton transport; peptidyl-lysine trimethylation.